Salvelinus namaycush (lake trout) is the source of this 972-nucleotide messenger RNA. RefSeq names its product barH-like 1 homeobox protein. The transcript has 3 exons. The record is from RefSeq and is a predicted model, not a curated record. Bases 1 to 972 code for a protein of 323 amino acids. Gene Ontology annotation, molecular function: DNA-binding transcription factor activity, RNA polymerase II-specific; RNA polymerase II transcription regulatory region sequence-specific DNA binding. Gene Ontology annotation, cellular component: nucleus. NCBI's taxonomy places the organism in Eukaryota, Metazoa, Chordata, Actinopteri, Salmoniformes, Salmonidae. Gene Ontology annotation, biological process: regulation of transcription by RNA polymerase II.
AUGGAGGCAUCCACCAAUGGGUCCAGCUUUGGGAUCGACUCUUUACUUUCCCACAGACCUGGAAGUCCGGUCAUGUCGAAAGGGGACAGUUUGGUGGGAGAGUGCCGGUCACCGUUGGAGUUCAGCCCGAGGUCAGACCUAGAGAGCGGCUGCUCCUCUCCCCGGUCGCCGAGGAGGGAGUGUGUGGAUGAGGCAUCGCAGAGGCAAGUUCACGCUAUCGGGCUGCCGCUUCAUCUCCAACAAGGACAGAUCUCCGCCGGGUCACAGCCGCGGACCGUCACCUCCUCCUUUCUGAUCAGAGAUAUUCUAGCUGACUGCAAACCGCUGGCCGCCUGCGCCCCAUACUCCAGUAAUGGCCUGCCAACUCAAGAAACGGGGCGACUUGCCUCCAAGCUCGCAGAGGACUUCAUGGACAAAAUCCAUAGCAACUCGUCGUCAGACAGCGAAUACAGAGUGAAAGAGGAAGGAGGCCGAGAGAUCUCGAGUAGUAGGGACAGUCCGCAUCACAUUCGGCUGAAGAAACCCAGGAAGGCGCGAACAGCCUUCACCGACCACCAGCUGGCCCAGCUCGAGCGCAGCUUCGAACGGCAGAAGUACCUGAGCGUGCAAGACCGAAUGGAGCUGGCCGCUUCCCUCAACCUCACAGACACACAGGUCAAAACCUGGUACCAGAACAGGAGAACAAAGUGGAAGAGGCAGACGGCGGUUGGACUGGAACUGUUAGCGGAGGCUGGAAAUUACUCUGCUCUUCAGAGAAUGUUUCCGUCGCCCUAUUUCUACCCUCAAAGCCUGAUGUCCAACCUGGACCCCGGAGCGGCGCUCUACCUAUACAGAGGACCCUCGGCGCCUCCUCCCGCUCUGCAACGACCUCUCGUUCCGCGGAUUCUUCUCCACGGUCUGCAGGGGGGUAGUGAACCACCCCCACUCCCCCUUCUCUCCGGUGUGCUUCCCCGGCCAACACAGCAGCGGUGA